This is a messenger RNA of Symbiodinium necroappetens, 822 nucleotides long. The record is from the annotation of a GenBank genome assembly. NCBI's taxonomy places the organism in Eukaryota, Dinophyceae, Suessiales, Symbiodiniaceae.
AUGUGUGUGGAUACAUAUACAUAUACAUCUACAUCUACAUCUACAUAUACAUAUACAUAUACAUAUAUACAUAUAUAUAUAUAUACAUGUGCUGGGUGUCUAUGUGGACAUCUAUGGAUAGAUGUAGAUACACAUCUAUGUGCACAUAUAGCCAGGUACUUGUAUCCUCUUUUCCAGUUAUAUCCCGGACCCACAAGUACAACAGGCUGCAAUGCAACAUGCCAGGAUGAUAUUGAAGCAGUUGCUACUGCACAUGUGCUGCGACACCUGCUGGCACCGCACAUUCUGCAUGUGUUCAGCAUCUUGCCCGUGGUCCUCGACGUCUCUGACAAUGUUCGAAAGUCCACCAGCAGGCUGACGAUGAAUGGCCCCACUCAAGCCGCCUGCACCAUGCUGCUCAUGGUCUGCACGCGUGAGUGCCUUACGUCGCCUUGCAUGGUCAAGUGGCUCCUGCAGGCCAACCAUGUUGCUUCCUCCUGCUGCGUCCUGCCGAUUCUUGGAGAUGAGGAGUUCCUCGUCCCCACGUCGUCAGCGGCUUUCCAGCGGCUCGGGGAGCACCCUGACCUCCAGGAGCAUGUCAAUGUCUCCCGCUACCUCAAGGUACUGGGCGCGAUCUUCAUGCAGAUCGCGGUGCACUUCUGGCCGAAGUCGUACUCAGAGUCUGCCCUGGGCCUCAAGGCCGCGCAGGUGGCUCAAAGGCUACAAGGAGAGCAGUCGGCAACUCUGAGCUCACUUCUGGACAUGUCGUGGUUUACCUCUCAGAAGUCAGUCUUGCUGGAGACGGUCGAGGAGCUCUCGCCAGUGGCGGCGAGCAGUGACCAG